AUGGCAAGACUUGAAGAGACUAUUAAAACAAUUGUUGAAUCGAUCGGUAAGGAUUUACCAGUUGGAAUUGAUCAAGAGGUGGUUGAACUCUUGGAGAAGGUCAAAUUUGAAUCAAGUAUUGGACUUGUGGAACCAAUACUUCCAUGUCCUGUCAAACAACAAGAAGCAGUUUCUGUACUGAAGGGAAUUGAAGGAAGUUUGGCAAAUUUACUUGGUAAGGAAAGAUUUGGUGAGCAAAAUGUCACAGUCAAUUUGGAUCGUGCCUUGAUGUACUUGAAUACUGUACUGUUUGCUGCCACUCCAGCUCUUAUGAAGAUUUUACCAAAUACUGAUUAUCAUGAUACAUUCAGUAAUGAAUAUCGAUUUGCAAGUACCAAUAUUUACAAAUGUAAGGAUGGUAAAUUCUAUCACUUGCAUGGUUCUUUGAAUGCUACACCAACUUUUGACAUGUUGGGAAUUCCACAUAAUCAAAAUCUCAAUGCAGCUGAAGCAUUUGCAUUUAUUCAAGAAAAGGUAUUGGAAUGGAACUCUUCUGAUAUUGAGAAAGUUUCAAAUGAACAAUACAAACAAGCAGGUGUUACUUGCUUGACGAGAGAGGAAUUUUUGGAAAGUGAACACGGACAAAUCAUUCAUGCAAAGCCAUUGUGGGAAGUUGAAAGUAUUUCAGAAGGAAAACCUCAGCCAAUUACUGGUACAAGAAAUAUUCUUGAUGGUGUUAAAGUUUUGAGUUUGGGGAGAGCUAUUGCAGGUCCUGUCAUUGGUCGUAAUUUAUCAGAAUAUGGAGCUCAAGUUUUGAAAGUUAUUGGACCACACAGUCCUGAUGGAAGUGCAUUCCAAUUGGAUAAUAUUGGACAAAAUUCAUGUUUUAUUGAUUUGAAAACUGAAGAAGGAAAAUCAAAACUGAGGGAGCUCAUUAAGGAGUGUGAUAUUUUCGUUCAAGGAUACAGACCAGGAGCUUUGGAAAAAUUAGGUUUUGGAUUCAAACAAGUAACAGAGAUGGUAAAGGAUCGUGGUUAUGGUAUUGUCUAUGUCUCUGAGAAUUGUUAUGGAAAUGAUGGUCCACUUUCAUACAGAUCUGGUUGGCAACAAAUUGCUGAUUGUGUCUCUGGUCUUGCUUGGAAACAAGGAAAGGCCUUAGGAUUGGAUGAACCAGUCUUGCCACUCUUACCAAUCUCAGACUAUUGCUGUGGAGUGAUGGGAACUUGUGGUGCUCUCGAUGGUCUUUGGAGAAGAUCCAAACAAGGAGGAUCCUAUCAUGUAACAACCUCUCUGACCAAGUACAAUGAUUGGGUUCAAGAUCUUGGUGAAUAUUCAGCUGAUGAGAUGAAGGAAUUGAAUGAGAAAUUUGGUGUCCCAUAUCGUCAUUUUGAUACAAUGGCUGCAUUGGCAACCAAGUCAUUGAUGGGAAUGAUUAAGAGAGCUCCACGUUUAUUGGAACAUCUUGGUUGUUUUGAAGAAACUCCAUUCAGUUAUCAACCUGUAAAAUAUCUGAAACCAGUUGUUCAAAUGAGUCAAACUGUUAAUCAAUUCUUAAUUCCUCCUCGUCCUCAUGGUUAUGAUAAGGCAGAAUAUCCAACUCUUUAA
Naegleria gruberi is the source of this 1584-nucleotide messenger RNA. RefSeq lists its product as uncharacterized. Gene Ontology annotation, molecular function: catalytic activity. NCBI's taxonomy places the organism in Eukaryota, Heterolobosea, Eutetramitea, Acrasida, Naegleriidae. The transcript has a single exon. Bases 1 to 1584 code for a protein of 527 amino acids. The record is from RefSeq and is a predicted model, not a curated record.